AUGAAGAAGAUGCCUAGGCUAAUGGGAGAUUUGUGGUCCUCCUUCAAGCCAGUGACGGAGCCAGGUGGCACCCGAUCUAACAUAAGGCCAGACUAUGCAGACUCCAAUUUCCAUGAUUUCAAGAUGCACACCUUCACUCGGGUGACAUCCUGCAAAGUCUGCCAGAUGCUCCUCAGGGGAACAUUUUAUCAAGGCUAUUUAUGUUGUAAGUGUGGAGCAAGAGCCCACAAAGAGUGUUUGGGAAGAGUAGACAAUUGUGGCAGAGGUAAUUCUGGUGAACAAGGGACGCUCAAACAACCAGAGAAACGGACCAAUGGACUCCGAAGAACUCCCAGACAGGUGGAUCCAGGUUUGCCAAAGAUGCAGGUCAUUAGGAACUACACUGGAACACCACCCCCAGCUCUUCAUGAAGGACCCCCAUUACAUAUCCAGGCAGGGGAUACCGUUGAACUUCUGAGAGGAGAUGCACACAGUCGGUUUUGGCAGGGUAGAAACUUGGCUUCAGGAGAAGUUGGAUUUUUCCCAAGUGAUGCUGUCAAGCCUUCUCCAUGUGUUCCCAAACCAGUAGAUUAUUCUUGCCAACCUUGGUAUGCUGGAGCAAUGGAAAGAUUGCAGGCAGAGACUGAACUUAUUAAUAGGGUAAAUAGUACUUACCUUGUGAGGCACAGGACCAAAGAGUCAGGAGAAUAUGCAAUUAGCAUUAAGUAUAAUAAUGAAGCAAAGCACAUCAAGAUUUUAACAAGAGAUGGCUUUUUUCACAUUGCAGAAAAUAGAAAAUUUAAAAGUUUAAUGGAACUUGUGGAGUACUACAAGCAUCAUUCUCUUAAAGAAGGGUUCAGAACCUUAGAUACGACGCUACAGUUUCCAUACAAGGAGCCAGAACAUUCAGCUGGACAGAGGGGUAAUAGAGCAGGCAACAGCUUACUAAGUCCGAAAGUGCUAGGCAUCGCCAUCGCUCGGUAUGACUUCUGUGCAAGAGAUAUGCGAGAACUCUCCUUGUUGAAAGGAGAUGUGGUGAAGAUUUACACGAAGAUGAGUGCAAAUGGCUGGUGGAGAGGAGAAGUGAACGGCAGGGUGGGCUGGUUUCCAUCCACAUAUGUGGAAGAGGAUGAAUAA
Molecule: messenger RNA, 1116 nt
Organism: Urocitellus parryii (Arctic ground squirrel)
Lineage: Eukaryota; Metazoa; Chordata; Mammalia; Rodentia; Sciuridae
Source: RefSeq, a predicted model, not a curated record